This is a messenger RNA of Nannospalax galili (Upper Galilee mountains blind mole rat), 657 nucleotides long. It is a transcript of the gene Ifnl3, whose product is annotated as interferon lambda 3. The record is from RefSeq and is a predicted model, not a curated record. Gene Ontology annotation, biological process: defense response to virus; cell surface receptor signaling pathway via JAK-STAT; innate immune response. The transcript is spliced from 7 exons. Gene Ontology annotation, molecular function: cytokine activity. Lineage: Eukaryota; Metazoa; Chordata; Mammalia; Rodentia; Spalacidae. Bases 1 to 657 code for a protein of 218 amino acids.
AUGGGGCCGAGACUGUUUGGACCACAGCGGCCUCCAUCUGCCCUGCAUUAUCCUCCUCAUCUGCAAUCCCUUGGGCUUCUCCUCUUGACCCUCCCCUUGCUGCUGGCUGCGGUGCUGACCAGGACCUGGGCAGUUCCUGUCCCCAUGACUACCGGUGUCCCACCAGAUGCAAAGGACUGCCACAUGGCUCAGUUCAAGUCUCUGUCCCCACAAGAGCUGCAGGCCUUCAAGACGGCCAAAGAUGCCAUUGAAGACUGGCUGGUGGAGAAGGAUGUCAGGUGUGGUUCCCGCCUCUUCCCCAGGGCCUGGGACCUGGGGCAGCUGCAGGUGCAGGAGCGCCUGGAGGCCUUGCAGGCUGAGCUGGCUCUGACUCUGAAGGUUCUGGAGAGCGUGGCAGAACCAGCCCUGAAGACCCUCCUGGACCAGCCCCUUCACACACUGCGCCACAUCCUCUCCCAGCUGCGGGCCUGCACCCAGGCUCCACCCACUGCAGACCCCAGGCCACAGAGCCGCCGCCUCUCCCGCUGGCUGCACCGGCUCCAGGAGGCCCAGAAGAAGGAGACCCCCGGCUGCCUGCAGGCCUCUGUCACUUUCAACCUCUACCGCCUGCUCACCCGGGACCUGAAAUGUGUGGCCAGCGGUGCCCAGUGUGUCUGA